CCUCCCUGGACUGACCUAUCCCCUCCCUUCCUCCCCACCUACACUCACCUUUACUGGCUCCAUCCCCGCCUCUUCGACCUGUUUGUUUCCUCUCCACCUAUCUUCUUCUCUAUCCGUCUCCCCUCUCUCCCUAUUUAUUUCAGAACCCCCUUCCCCUCCCCCAUUUCUGAUAAAGGGUCUAGGCCCGAAACGUCAGCCUUCCUGUUCCUCUGAUGCUGCUUGGCCUGCUGUGUUCAUCCAGCUCUACACCUUGUUAUGCUAAAAGAUUGACUUGGUUAAACUUGACUGACUUGAUUUGCCGUUCACUGAUGAAAAACCAUGUCGAUUCCAUUUCUGAAGAAGGGUCUAGGCCCGAAACGUCGGCCUUCCUGCUCCUCUGAUGCUGCUUGGCCUGCUGUGUUCAUCCAGCUCUACAUCUUGUUAUCUCGGUACCACCAUGAUUUUUUUGUCCUUCCCAACUCCAAGGAUGUCUACAAAGAGGUGAUAAAGUUUAUAUCAGAUGCACCCUGCUGUAUCUUAGAUGCCAGAUUUGGAGAAUUCUGCCCCACAACUUGUGGAGUUGCUGAAUUUUUUCAAAAGUAUCAAACAACAGUUGAUGACUCACUUGGGACAAUUGAAAAGGAUUUGCGUGACAUUCAAUAUAAAAAUAGCAUGACAAAAAAUAAGACUGAGACCAUUGAACAGUCCAAUCUUAUCAUUCAGAAACAAUUGCCAGACGUAUACAUUCAAAGAAUCCGCGAAGUAGAAGCAGAGAUUCUCAGGUUUGAAAGGACCACCGAAGACAGAGAUCAGGAGCUACGGGAUUUGGAACAGCUUUUAGUAUCGAACAAUGAAGUUAUCGUUGAUUUAAAGAGGAUAACCCAACAACUUCAGGACAGGUGCAGUGAGCCAUGCCAUGACACUGUUCAAAUAAAUGAAAUCACAGGGCCAGACUGUCAAGAGAUUGCUGACAAAGGUGCUACAACAAGUGGCCUGUACUACAUCAAACCAGUGAAAGCUCGGCAGCAGAUGCUAGUUUAUUGUGAGAUUGAUGAAUUAGGGAGAGGCUGGACAGUGCUCCAAAGGCGACUUGACGGCAGUGUGAACUUUCACAGAAACUGGAUUUCGUAUAAGGAGGGAUUUGGAUACUUGUCACCUGAUGGGAGCACAGAGUUCUGGAUUGGGAAUGAGAAAAUACAUUUACUAACUACACAGAGCAAUAAACAGUUUGUACUCCAAAUAGACCUGAUGGAUUGGACAGGUCAACAGAGACAUGCUAAAUAUUUGAAUUUUAAAGUGGGAAGUGAGGAGGACAAAUAUCGAUUGCUUUAUGGCAUGUUCAUUGGAGGAGAUGCUGGAGAUGCCUUUGCUGGUUUUGACUUUGGAGACGAUCCCAGUGAUAAAUUCUAUACAUCACACAACUUUAUGCAGUUUAGCACAAGCGACUUUGAUAAUGAUAAGUAUGAAGGCAACUGUGCUGAACAAGAUCAAAGCGGCUGGUGGAUGAACAAAUGUCAUGCAGGAAAUCUUAAUGGCAUAUAUCACCGAGGUGGCCCUUACACAGCAUCGAACAAUGGGUUUGAUAACGGUAUUGUUUGGGCAACAUGGCACAGUCGCUGGUAUUCCCUGAAAGAGACCACAAUGAAAAUCAUGCCAGCAGGAAAAUAUAAUGAAUUACAAAGGAUGGGACAGACCGAGCAGUCUCAAUUAUCAAGAGGCGAUUACUAAUUAAUUCAAACAAAAUCAUCACCAUAGCAUUCAUAUAAUUUGACUUCCAGUUCAUUAUACUGUGAAUGCUUUUAAGUUGUAAACGUUCAAAACAGAAGUGAACUUGCCAUAUGCUAACACCAAACUGACAGAGACCACAGUAAAGGACCCAUUCCAAUGCAAAACCUUAACUUCACUCUUUUGAUUACCACAACUCUGUUGUCAUGUGUGUCUAGCACGAAUGAAGGCAUGAGUUACUUUUAACCCAGCUUCCCUGAAUUGAUAACUUUGUUUCCUUAGAGGAGAUCCCAUACAUGAGAAGCACCAAAUCCUUGAAUCAUUUCCAUUUAUCUUUAUUAGCUGAUUCACCUGCACUUUUCCUAUGUCUAGCAAUUUUGUACUUUCUUUGGGUGCUUUUAUCAAUAAAGUUACAAUUUUUCUCAAA
Rhincodon typus (whale shark) is the source of this 2131-nucleotide messenger RNA. RefSeq names its product fibrinogen gamma chain (gene fgg). The record is from RefSeq and is a predicted model, not a curated record. The coding region runs from base 319 to 1707 and encodes 462 amino acids. NCBI's taxonomy places the organism in Eukaryota, Metazoa, Chordata, Chondrichthyes, Orectolobiformes, Rhincodontidae. The transcript has 10 exons. Gene Ontology annotation, molecular function: signaling receptor binding. Gene Ontology annotation, biological process: platelet activation; protein polymerization; blood coagulation. Gene Ontology annotation, cellular component: fibrinogen complex.